CGCAUCGAGUCAACUAUUUUUAGGAGCUGUGUAGGGCAUGCGUAUUUUUGCAAGAUUUUACAUUUAUUUCACGGCCUCGAUGCAUGUGCAUUGCAGUCAGUAAGGCGUCAGAGAUACUGCCUUUGUUAGUUAAAAAUAGCUGAUAAUUACAAUAACUGAUAAUUCACUGUUUGACCUUGUUGCAGGGCACGAAUUCUAGUGAGCGGCAAAUCGUUACCCAGCUUGCUAACUACCUACGACAAGCAGGGAUCUCUGCAAACUGGCUAAUGUGAAUUGUAAAUCCUUUUCGUCAUAGCAGCUACCGCUAUAUGGUUAAUUUUAUAGUAACUUAAAACACGCAUUAGUUUGUUUACCGCCACGUACUAUUUUAGGAAGAUGUUCGCGAUAAGGUCGGUUGCUUCUAGAUCUUGUCUCACCUUCGUGAAACCACAACUUUUUGGUGCGGGGUUACUCCAUAGCAGUGCUAGCUGCAGAAACGCCAGAGUAGCCGUUGUGCUAUCAGGCUGCGGGGUGUACGAUGGGACAGAAAUUCACGAGGCGUCUGCGAUUCUUGUGCACCUGAGCCGGGGAGGAGCCAAAGUGCAGAUGUAUGCCCCAGAUGUUCCCCAGAUGCACGUCAUCGAUCACGGCAAGGGACAGCCGGCGGAGAAAGAGUCCAGGAACGUGUUAUCUGAAUCUGCACGCAUUGCUCGGGGGAACAUUGCUGACCUCUCCCAGCUCCACACCAGCAACCACGAUGCUGUCAUCUUCCCUGGGGGCUUUGGUGCAGCCAAAAACCUGUCAACAUUUGCGGUUGAUGGUAAGGAUUGCAAAGUGAAUAAAGAUGUUGAACGCAUCCUGAAGGACUUCCACAAGGCGGGCAAGCCCAUUGGGCUGUGCUGUAUCUCCCCUGUGCUGGCAGCCAAAGUUCUGCCGGGGGUGGAGGUGACCGUGGGGCAUGAGGAAGAGGAGGGUGGAAAGUGGCCUUACGCUGGCACCACCCAGGCCAUCACAUCCCUGGGGGCGAAGCACUGCGUCAAGGAUGUCACCGAGGUCCACGUGGACCAGAAGAACAAGGUGGUGACGUCUCCGGCCUUCAUGUGCGAGACCGACCUGCACUUGAUCUUUGACGGGAUCGGAGCCAUGGUGAGGGACGUGCUGAGACUCAGCGGGAAGUGAGGGGUGCACACCUCCCCCCCAACCACUGCACACCAAAGGGGAGAACCAACCCCCCUGCCGCUCUCAUCAGCUCCACCUCUUCACGCUUUUGCUGGAUUAUGAUUCAUUUUGUUGUAUGUCUGUUGUAUAGCUAGGGUUUUGGUAAAUGAUAACAGACAAUAUAGAGCUCCUAAUUUGAUAUUCAGGAAAAAAAAACAUUUUGGAAUGACUUUAACUGCUCUAUUGUGGGAGAUGAUUUAGUCAUUUUUGUUUUUGCAGAAAGUAUGAUGCAGUAAAUACAAUUUUGUAUGUAAACCGCGCAUCCACAAAAUACUUCAGCUGACAAAAACAUUUCCAACAGUAUUUUAACAGGAACAUUGAAUGAAUGGAAUUUUCCCUAAUAUCCAGAAGGUGGCGCUCACAGUCUUUUUGCAAGGUAGCCAUGAAACUGAAUGAUUUUGUGGCAGGUGGAUUGUUUGUGUGAUGAAGAACUAAAGAUCCAAGAGAUCUUUAUUAUAUGUAGCCAAGCAAUCAAAUCAUUGCACUCCUGACAAGAGUGGAAAAGUAUGGCAGUCAAACCUGUAAUUACUGUGUCAAAGCUGUAUUAUUACUGGGCUGUGUGUUAAGAUGCAGAAAUCAGGAAUGGUAUGCGCU
Megalops cyprinoides (Indo-Pacific tarpon) is the source of this 1791-nucleotide messenger RNA. It is a transcript of the gene gatd3, whose product is annotated as glutamine amidotransferase like class 1 domain containing 3A. Lineage: Eukaryota; Metazoa; Chordata; Actinopteri; Elopiformes; Megalopidae. The record is from RefSeq and is a predicted model, not a curated record. The coding region runs from base 376 to 1158 and encodes 260 amino acids. Gene Ontology annotation, cellular component: mitochondrion. The transcript has 7 exons.